AUUAGAAAGAAAUAAAUGUCAACCAGUCAAAUCAAAAACCUUAUCUCAGCUCCAAUUGAUGCCAAUGAAGAAAGAUCCGAGAAGCUUCUCUUAUCAGAUAAGCAGAUUAACUCAACAUUAGAGAAUGACUCUUUCUUUGACGAUGAAGACCUCAUUGUUGACGAUGAAUGUAUCAAGAAACAUUCAAUCUGUACUUCAACCUUCAACUCUUCAUCAAAGUUGAUUAACGAGAAAGGAAAGUUUAAAGCACUCUAUGGUGGCGUUAAUCCUCUUUGUCCAGAGUCCAAAGAGAUUAAAACACCUCCAAAGGCAUUGCUAAAUAACUCUGAGCCACUCAUUGCUUUCAGAAGGAAAAAUCUUUACGAAAGAAGUGAUUGUGACUCUGAACAAAGUCAGGCUGACUUCAGUGAUAUCUACAGCUUAAGCAACUCCUCUGAUGGUGAAAGCUUAAGUCUUGGUACUUUCAGAAGUCAGCUGAUCUCUGAAAAUUAA
Molecule: messenger RNA, 492 nt
Organism: Moneuplotes crassus
Lineage: Eukaryota; Ciliophora; Spirotrichea; Euplotida; Euplotidae
Source: the annotation of a GenBank genome assembly